AUCUCUCUCGUUAUCGAAUUUGAUUGAAUUCGAUAAGUCAAAUUUAGUUUCAUUUAUCAUUUCUUUUUAUCCAACAGAUCCUAGGAUACAUAUGAUUUAUUUUCGUAUUAAUGAACAGCCUUCCUUUGCUAAAAGAGAAUUGACUAAAUUUGAAUAUCUUCAAUCGAAAGAUGAUGACAAAGUGACUUGUGAAUUUAUCCAAGAAAUGUACAGUCCAAGAGUUAAAGAAUGGAACCCUGCUGUCAAUGUUUUGUACCGAUCGAUUGAUGAUAUUGAUUACACACGAGUUAUGAUGCCAAAGCAACCACUUGCUAGGAACAAAAGCCUCCGGGUUUCUCAUGCAUAUGAUUCUGACGUAGAAUUAGUGACGUCAUGCAAUACAGUGAACUCUCAUCAUGAAGCAUAUGAUAUAUCAUCAGCAGGUCCAUCUUCCAGCAACGAAUGUUCUAAUGCCAGAUUUCAAAUAGAACCAGCAUACAAGAGAACUGCAUUAAUUGUCAACCCACAAGUCGAUAAAACUAAAGAUCUUGUGAAUGAAAUAGAAUUAGCUGUAGAGGGGAAUAAUUCAGGGUAAAAAUUGCAAUUAAUUCAUCUUUUAUUGUUUUUUUUUUCGAUUUGAUAAGCAUAGUUAUAUUACUUACAGCAUCAGGAAAAAGAGUCCUGUAUGGGUUUAUUUUGAAAACAAGGAUGCUCAAUAUGUUGUAUGCACCAUUUGCAAUGCUAAAGUUAAGCAUUGUGGUGGGACAACGAAUUUAAAAUCACAUUUGGUCAGAAAUCAUUAGUUAUUGUGCUCUGGCAUAUUAAAAAAUAACAGAGAUGAUACAUCUAAAUCUAGUAGUGAAUCGACAGCUAGAGAUGAUCCGCCGCUCAAAUGAAAAAAAUUAGCAUCAAUGGUAACAACAUUGAUUUCUAAUACACAAUAAAAAAAUAUUAGCCUAAAAUUCAUGACUCGUUUCAGCAGAGCAAGUUAUUCCGAAUCGACGAAGCCUUUGAGAGGACGAAUUCUUUCGCAGGUUCAUACAAAUUUCAAACAAUCAAUAAGCACAUUCGUCAAUUCGACAUUGGUCGAAUGCUCGUUUAUCAAUUUCAGAAGGAGGAGCACAGUCUAACAGAAUUACUCUGCAGCAUUAAUGUUUAUGAUCGCCAAGGAUAAAAAACCACUAUCCAUGGUUGAUAGAGAAGG
Formica exsecta is the source of this 1183-nucleotide messenger RNA. RefSeq lists its product as uncharacterized. The coding region runs from base 92 to 574 and encodes 160 amino acids. The transcript is spliced from 3 exons. The record is from RefSeq and is a predicted model, not a curated record. NCBI's taxonomy places the organism in Eukaryota, Metazoa, Arthropoda, Insecta, Hymenoptera, Formicidae.